Molecule: messenger RNA, 510 nt
Organism: Parnassius mnemosyne (clouded apollo)
Lineage: Eukaryota; Metazoa; Arthropoda; Insecta; Lepidoptera; Papilionidae
Source: the annotation of a GenBank genome assembly
AUGGUUGUGAAUGAACAACAAUAUACAGUCUUCAGCAGUGCCUCAAAUCGCAUCAGUAACAAAAUAGCUGAAAUGUUUUUCAAAAUACUUUCUUUGACAUUAGUUUGCGCCCUAUCUACUGGGCUUACGAGCGCUAAAAAGGCAAGUAUAUACGUGCCGUCAGAUAUUGUCGGCCUUAUAACUGAGAAGUCUGUGGAAUGUAUCGCCGAAACAGGUGCCGAUCUUAAUAUCUUACAACGAGUUUUCCAGUGGCAAUUUGACAAUAAUAAAACAAGCAAGAAAUUUUCGUUCUGCCUCUUCAAAAAAGCAGGCUUCAGUGAUGACACUGGUCACUUUCACAAGAAUAAGUUGCUGGCACUGUACGAGAAGAGCGACAAAAAAGAACGAGUUAAAGAGGUUAUUGAUGAGUGCGCCAAGAUAAAUGAGAAAAACCCCUUGGAAACAAUGUACAAAGUUAUUCUAUGUUUCUUUGACAAAACACCAGUCUUGCUUGAAGUACAACUAGACUAA